Molecule: messenger RNA, 418 nt
Organism: Cydia amplana
Lineage: Eukaryota; Metazoa; Arthropoda; Insecta; Lepidoptera; Tortricidae
Exons: 4
Coding region: 20-418 (132 amino acids)
Source: RefSeq, a predicted model, not a curated record
AAUAACAUUGUGUGACGAUAUGCAUUAUGUCCAUCACAGUUUGGGAAGCUACUUAGGCAUGAGGUUUCUGGUACUCCACUUCAUAUCCCAUUUGCUGGGCUUCACACGAUGCUCCCUAGUUUUCGACGAAACAAACCAAGAAGCGAUGAAGAAUAAGUACUGCUCUCGCGUCGGAGACUGCCCGCCCGGUACACAUGUCAUGUGCAUGUACGGAAAUAUGACAAUGAUGGGCCCUAGAUGUAGCGGUGGCCAAAGGCUUCCGCUUACUGAAGAUGAAAAAACAUACAUAUUAGAUCUAAUUAAUGAGUUAAGGCGACGUUUGGCUAAAGGCGAAGAAAGCUUUCCAAAGGCGUACGGCAUGAGAAAGCUGGUAAGCGAUUUUUUUUCACGGAACUCGACAGGUGUCAUGAGUAAAUAG